CAUUCAAGAUGUUUUACUUAACAAUUUUUGCUGGUUUACUUGCUCUUGCGAGCGCUGCUAGCUUACAUGGCCUUUCCACGUACAUGGAUAGCGACUCACCGAAAGUAAUGUUUCCCGAACAAGCUCGUGGUCGCACUUCUUCCCGUAUCAUCGCUGGUCAGGAAGCGAAACUCGGUCAAUUUCCUCAUCAAGCCAGAAUCAUCAUUUACAAGGGUUUGCUCUCACGAAGUAUUUGUGGAGGCGCAAUUAUUUCAGAAACUGUCGUAUUUACCGCCGCUCAUUGCACUUACCGAAGUCUUUUAUUCGACCUUGGAUUUGGUUCUAUUAACUCCGACAGCCCAGCGGUUUCUAUGAAAACUAUGCGCAAAGUGGAACAUCAAGAUUAUGAUCCUUCAAACUUAAACAACGACGUUUCUUUGCUAAUUCUUCCAAGAAAAUUGAGUUUCAACAGCAACAUCAAAGCUAUUAAGUUGCCAUCAUUGAGUCAGCAGGACGAAACUUUCGAACAUGCCAAAGCUACGGUUUCGGGACAUGGCAAAACUGCGGAUGAUGGACAGGUUUCAAAGCGUUUGAUGUUUACGAAUGUUGAGGUGAUCAGCAACGAUGAAUGUGUGGAGUAUUACAACUCGGAUAUCAUUCGAGAUUUUACGUUGUGUGCAAUUGGUUUUGAUAAUGAUCGUCAAUCAACGUGCAAUGGUGACUCUGGCGGUCCAUUGAUUACCGAUGAUGAAGAAAGUGGUGAGAAAAUUCACAUUGGAGUUGUUUCGUUUGUGUCUGGACGUGGAUGUGAAGCAGGAUAUCCCUUUGGAUUUGUUCGAACGACGAGUUAUUUGAACUGGAUUCACGGAAAUUCAGGAAUUGAAAUAGAAUAAAUAGAAAGUCAUUAAAAAAGUA
Molecule: messenger RNA, 894 nt
Organism: Culicoides brevitarsis
Lineage: Eukaryota; Metazoa; Arthropoda; Insecta; Diptera; Ceratopogonidae
Product: collagenase-like
Exons: 2
Coding region: 9-872 (287 amino acids)
Biological process (GO): proteolysis
Molecular function (GO): serine-type endopeptidase activity
Source: RefSeq, a predicted model, not a curated record